AUGAGUUACUUCCUGUCUUACUGCAAAGCUCAUGGCGGCGCGCUGCUCACUGGCUACCAGGCCCUGCGCGCCGAGGGCUUCCUGUGCGACGUGACUUUGGAGGCCCAGGGCAGCGAGUUCCCGGUGCACAGGUCCCUCCUCGCGUUCAGCGACUACUUCAGGGCCCUGUUCAAGAGCCACACCCUGGAAUCCCGGGCACGCGUGAUUCACCUGCACGUGCCUUUCGGCCACCGGCCUGCAGCGCCUGCUGGAACUUCAUCUACACCGGCCUGGCUGCCGCUCUCCAUGGACACCGUGGAGGACACGCUGGAGGCCGCCAGCUACCUUGCAGGUCACGAGCCCUGGACUGUGUGCCGCUACUUGGAGCCUGCUGCUCCGGAGAACUGCGGACGCCCGCAGCAGAGCCGGAGGAAGGAGGAGGAAGGAGAGCAGGUGGAGGAGGGAGAGGAGGAGGACGAGGACUGGGAGCUCACCCAGGACGUGGUGGCCUUCGAUGUGUACAAUCACAGCUGGCGCAGCCUCACGCAGCUCCCCGCACCGCUCCUGGGGCACAGCGUGUGCGCAGUUGGGAACUUCCUGUUCGUCCUGGGCGGGGAGAGCCCUUCAGGCGGAAGUGCCUCCUCUCCCCAGGCCGCUGGCCUGCCGGAGGUCACGGCCCGCGUGCACCGUUAUGACCCGCGCUUCCACGCUUGGACGGUGGUGCCCGCGAUGCGGGAGGCGCGGGCCCACUUCUGGUGCGGCGCCGUGGGCGAGGGGCUGCUGGCCGUCGGGGGCCUGGGCGCAGGCGGCGAGGCGCUGGCCUCGGUGGAGAUGUACGACUUGCGCCGGGACCGCUGGACCGAGGUUGGGGCGCUGCCGCGGGCCCUGCACGGUCACGCGGGGGCCGUCGGGGACCGCGGUGUCGUGUACAUCUCCGGGGGCAAGGCCGGGAGAGGCGAGGGCGGCACGAGCAGUUUGAGGGACGUGUACUCCCUGGGGCCCGGGGCCCGAGCCUGGAGCAAGAGGGCGCCUAUGGGCACGGCCCGCUUUGGGCAUCACAUGGCCGCACUUCGAGGCGCGGUCUUUGCCUUUCUGGGGCACUACGAGCCCUUCUCUGAGAUUGAGCGCUACGACCCGGGCACGGACCAGUGGACCCGGCUGCGGCCACUUCCCUACGACCGCUUCUGCUAUGGGCUGGCGGUGGUGGAGGAGACGGCGCUGCUGCUGGGCGGCGUCAAGUGGCGGGACUCGCGCCAGGUGCCCACCCGCAACGUGGUGGGCUAUGACCUCGACCUAGACCGCUGGGAGGACAUCGACUGCGCGCUGCCUUGGGCCUGGAGCGGCCUGCAGUGCGCGGUGCUGCAGCUGCCCGAGGGUGCUGACGAGGAGAGGGAGGGCGAGACUGGAGAGAAUGGAGAGGCUCCAGAUGUCGUGUUGGGCUUAACGGGUUAGUGCAGUCUCAGAUCCAAGGAGGAGAAAGUUGUGUCUGAGCAGGUUUACAGAGCAACGAGUGGGCUUUUCCUAAGAAUGGGACUCUGGGAACUGAGUGGCUUCUGAAGGUUAAGGGGGCAAAUAAGUGUUUGGCCAAAGAGGAACAUUUCCCUUUAAGCUGAGAAACGGAGACAGGAGGGGUCAAAAUGAAGGACAUGUGAACCAGCUUCAGUGAGCUAGUGAUUUCUAGAAAUUCUCAUAAUGCUGGGCCAGGGAUGGGCUUUCGAAAAUAAAAUAUGACCCUAUUUUUCUUCUCAUAGGUAAGUGUUUUCCUAGGUGCUAAACAGUGAUUACAUUUGUGCCAAAUUGCCAAAAAAGGGUACUAUAAGAAGGUAUACACAAGACCCAGAAAAUCAUUAAUUAUAAAGGCUGUAAUAAAUAGUCCAAGAAAAUGGCAUUAUCUGAAUAAACAGUGAAGGGAUAGUGCCUUGGUUAAAUAAGGAGAAAUAUGAUUUUAUGGUCUAGAACCCUGGUUCUGCUCUAGUUUAAUAUAAAUAUGGAACUGAGAGGGAAAAAUGAUCUCUACGAAAGCACCUUUUAUUUUUUUUAUAAAAAAACCUGGCUUACUUUUUUCUGUCCUUCAUCCUUACUUACCCCUUAUCUGCUUUUGCGCUGAAUUUAGGCAGUUUAUUGCUUUUAAGUUUUAUUUCAGCAACACUUAGCCAUAAUAAUCAGGCUCCUUUGGUUAAGUGGGACAUCUAACAGAAAAAA
This is a messenger RNA of Myotis lucifugus (little brown bat), 2181 nucleotides long. RefSeq names its product kelch like family member 34 (gene KLHL34). The record is from RefSeq and is a predicted model, not a curated record. NCBI's taxonomy places the organism in Eukaryota, Metazoa, Chordata, Mammalia, Chiroptera, Vespertilionidae. Gene Ontology annotation, molecular function: protein binding.